AUGGAGCACGCUUGGCUUGACUCUCUGUCUGAGGACUGGGUUUCCCAGCCCGGUUCUGAUUCUUCUGCUAUCCAACUUCCUCCCCUGAGCAACACACCAGACCCAAAGGCCAAACUUAGAGGCACACCGAGUCGAAUACCGCGUAGAACGAUAGGCACUCGACCCCAAUUCUCAACCGCACACGAUUCAAGUUUCAACAUUCUCGGCGAACGGACACCGAACGGCAUCAAUAUCGCGAGCCACCGAAAUAAGCAGCCAUCAGAAGAUUUUAAGCUUGCGCGUGGAACGCUCGCCAGUAGAUCUGCAUCAGGUUCCACAAGUGCUUCAGUCGUCCACAAUACCAUCCAACACAAAUCAUCACCUGGAAGGCAAGAGGAUACACCCGAGUGGAAGAGGCGCCUGGUGUACGGCGACGUUGAGUAUGGCGAACAGCGCGACCUCUUUUGCUCAGCUGCGACAGGUCUACAAGAUAUGUUCAAGCCACCAACACCUGGAGGCGACAACGAUGGCGAGCAGCGCCAGGAAUCAUCCGUCAUGCCGUCUAGUCCACCAUCGUACCCCCAGCGCAUCUUUAGUGACGAUCUAGAGCCCAACCUGAACCCACUGGACGAACUCGAUGAAUUCGACGACCAGGAGGAACUGUACCCGAACGACGUCACACCCAGUCCAAGCCCGAGACGUUCGCAACGUGAGAUCCAAUACAGGCUCAAUGUGGAAGACUCCAUGUUCAGUGCACACAGCCCGCAAGACGAAGACACGCCUUCACGGCCACGGGACCAGAUCUUUCGCGAUCCGAGCUGCUUGAGCGCACCUUCGAAUGCGAAUGACAGUGCGCGAAAAGUUAGUGGACAAAGCGUGGUUCGCAACGAAGACUUUAGCCCUAUUCUUAUUGGUAAACAGAGCGACAAGGAUGGUAACAUGGAUUUUGCGCCCAUUGAGCUGCCAGCAGACAAAUUGAAAAACAAACUUGAGGCUUUGCGCAUUAACCAGAUGCUUCUCGAUCCCAACGUCGACCCUCGAACGGGUUUUGAUGGCGUUAGCCCCGGUCCCUCUGAUAUUGCUGAGAACACUGAAGAGUAUGGAACCCGAGGUGGGUUCUUGAAUACCCAAAGAGGAGGCCGAUCUGGGGAUGGCUCUUUUCGCUUUAGAGACCUGAGUCCUGGCUUCAAUGUUGACACAAGCGGAAUGCUUGCCGAAGAGUCUCUACAAGCCAGCACCCCAAAACAGUUCCCUUCCAUCCGAACAAAUACUACCAACCGUUAUCAGUCAGACUACUUUAACACCAGCCCUACUGUCCCUCGGGCCCCAUUCCCUAGUCCUGACAAGCAGCAUGUCUCGUCUGGUCGAAGUGCGCCAUCUGCUGGAAGCCCCUUGAAGCUUUUUGGCCCUUAUGAUACAUUUACCAACCAAACACUUCUCCGACGCAUCAGCCAGUUUGAAGAAGGCUUGUCUGGUGAGCGUUCUGGACACUCUCUCGGUCCGCAUGACCAGUUUGAUUCUACUAUUCAUGAGAAUUAUGAGCCCAUGUCUAGCCCUUCUUUGCCUGCACUAGCCCCUAAUCCUGUUGGCCGCAACUUUUUUACUAGAUUCGGUCUUGGUGAUCUUGAAGGCUAUGAGUUCAGCGAGGAAAUUUCUUACGCCACCCAAGGAGACGUCGCGGCUUAUUCCGACAAGGAAAACGACGCCCCUCAAUCCCCAACCUCUCAGCAACCGGAACAACCUUCAUCUCCUGACGAGCGUUCGGAGCUUCUCGUUAGCAGAAGUCGUAACAAGUCAACAUCAUCAGCCACAAGCAAGCAUCACAAAACAGCAUCAGGUUCCAGCCAGGUCCGUAGUAAGGCGCUGGGCCCGGCGAAGGGUGCACUGGGCAAUGGCAAUAUUUCGAAGCGCGACAGUGGCUCAGAGGGUAAGAGACCUCGAACGUCUCCGUCCAAGGACCCGACUCCGAAGCGUAGACGCACGCUUCAUCGGGCUGAUAUCGCUUUUGGUCGUGAGUUGCUGGAGGGUGUAGAAGCUGCAAGUCGUGACAUGCAGUCCGCGAUGGGAAAGAAACGCAAGGACGCACGACCAGGCGAGUACCAACUUGCACACCCUAGUGUUCUUGCGAUGCGAACAAUUCUUCAGCCGCAAAGUCCUACGCAUAGUCGUAGAUCAUCACUUCGUGGUGACCCAAACAUGACAUUCGACUCGGAGGGUGACGACAUCAAUGACAUGUCGACACAUACACCCGGAGCCUCACAGCAGGGGAUGCUUGAUGCUACGGCAGACCACAGCGAAGUUGACCGGAAACCAUCGAUCAUGACUCAGGAUUUCGUCAAUCAGGCUGCGCAAAUUAUGGCCAUGAUCCGAAAUCAAGUCAGACAGCCAGGCUUGUCUAGUGUCGAGGAAUCCGAGGCCGAGAAUGUUACGCAUGAAGCUGAGGAUGCUGAUGACUCGUACCAGGAGUCUACUAAUGAGCCUCUGUCUCGUCCUCCCAGCCGCGAGGGCAAGCCCAUGUCAAGGAUGCCACAAUUCCAAGAGGAUCCAGAACUCAUGAAGAGGUUGGAAAAGUACCAGGAAAUCAGCGAUAUGGGCGAUCUUAUCACAUUGUCUAUGCGAUCCAUGGGUUUGGUAAAGGAGGCAAUCCUUGCUGAUAAAGAAAUCGAACGACAGCUUGAGGGAUCGCAGCGCAGCCAACCAGACAGUGCCAAAGGAGAGGUUAUUAGUGACCCGCCUAAUAUCCGGUUGACAGCAGGCCCUUCCCACGAUGGCUCCUAUGGAAGCCCUACACGAUCCCACUCUUCUGGAGGUGACACUCACAGGUCAUAUCCCACAACGUCUUCACAUGCUUCCGAGACCAGGAGGACCAUCAUGCCUGAAAGCGUAUCCCAUCUCAUUCCCGAUCGAGUGGGUAGCAUGUAUCUUGAUAAGCAGAACAACAUCUGGAUUAAGAGAAAGGAAGCCCCUGCUCGCCAGCCUACGAACAUAUUACCAUCAGACAGCGAUGAUGAUCCUUUUGCAAGCAUCCCGGACCUCUCUGUUGAUCUGACCAGAGAGAUGCAGAAUCUUGUCAUCAACAGCGAGAAGAAGCACAGUUCUGCUCGUGGUACAACCCCACCCACUAGUCCUACAAAAUCGAGUAAGCAUCGAUCUGCUAGAGGGUACAUGACACUGUCCCCCAACGGGCACUUGAGUCCGGAUAUGGCCAGUCUUGCUCGAGAAGAAUUUGAGAAACUGGAUGCUCGAGUAUUGGAAGACUCGGAACUUUAUCUGGACCAAUCUAUGGAAGAUGAAGGAAGCUUCAACGAUGACAGGGCUAGUAGUACCCCCUCGAUGAGUGCAAAGAGGCGCAACCUUACUAUCACGUUUUCCUCGCCCGUAGCAUCUAUUAUCCAGGAUGUGGUUCUAGCAGAGGACUUGGACAACUUGGAGGAUGACCCGGAGCUUCCCACCAUGCACCAGAACAGUUCACCACCCAAAAAGUCACCAGGUUCUACAAGCGUCGCCAAAUCAGCACUGAAGAAUAACGGGCAAAGCCGCCAUCACUACACCAGCUCACGAAGCGGUCCGGCCUUUGUGCCCCGUCCCGUUUCGCGAAUCGACGAGCAAGACGAGGACAGCACCAUCGAGAUGCCUUUCGACGAUCAGCGACAAGUCAGUAUCAUUGGAGAUACCAGCGUCGUCAGUCAUAAAACACCUGACGCGCGCCGAACCAGUCUCAGCUUCGUUGUUAACCGCACGCCUGGCAACAACUUCUUCCAACCGACUCCUGAUGACAGUGUUUUGAUCGGCCAAAAUGUUGGGAAGCUUUCGCUGAGUCCCUUGUCCGAGUUUACCUUUAACAAUGCCGAUUCGUCGUUUGGCUUUGAGGUCAGCUAUGUCAUGGGCCGUCGACAUGCAGCGACAGGCAAAGGCUCUAAGAAGGUUAUGUCUAUGACCAUACGUGACCUCGUGGAUAAACUUAGUGAGGUAGAGCCAUAUGAGCCUUACUGGGAAGACAUAACAGAGCUGGAUCUUCAUGAGAAGCGGCUUGCGAGUCUGCAUAUGCUAGACCAGUUCUGCGGCAAAUUGGUGACACUUGACGCCUCAAAGAACGCCUUGGGACAUCUGGACGGUGUGCCAUCCAGCGUUCGGCAGCUCAAGGUGUCUCAGAACAUGCUGACUGAACUGACCUCGUGGGACCAUUUGAUGAACCUUCAAUAUGUGGACAUCUCUGGUAACGAGGUCAAGAGUCUAUCGGCACUUAGAGGUUUAGUGCACUUGCGAAGUAUUCGUGCGGACAACAACAAGCUUACCAGUCUCGACGGUCUCGAUACCCAUGACGGCCUCCUCAACCUUCGAGCUCGAGACAACCUGAUUGAGGAAGUUGACUUUGCAAUGGUGAAGAUGGAGCGCCUCACUGAACUUGACUUGGCAGGCAACCAGAUAUCGUCGAUUCGAAACUUGGAGCACGCACCAGUCUUGGGACGUCUGAAGCUUUCAAAGAACAAGCUUACAAGAUUCACCGUUUCGUCUUGCAUCAAGGCAAUUCGACAGUUGGACCUCAGCGAUAACCAGCUUGCUCGCUUGGAUAUUAGCAAUAUGCCCAACUUGCACACAUUGCACGUUGACCGCAACCGCAUCACAGAGUUGACAGGUUUCAGCCGAGCUCGAAAGUUGGACAGCCUGAGUCUCAGGGAGCAGCGGGCCGAUCAAGCACUCGAUCUUGGCUUCCUCUCUUCAGCUUGCGAGAUCCGGAAGCUGUUUCUCUCUGGAAACUACCUGGGCACUUUUGAGCCUGCAGUUGACUUUCUCAAUUUGCAGCUACUUGAGCUUGCCAACUGUGGUGUUCAGGCGUUGCCAGGCAACCUAGGUCAACUGAUGCCCAACCUUCGAACCUUGAACCUGAACUUCAACGCAAUUCGAGAUCUGGAACCACUCCGAUUUAUUCCACGACUCAAAAAGCUUUUGGUCGCUGGCAACCGGCUUGCCGAUUCAACAGCAGUGACAGAGCUACUCAUCGAGUUUCCACACAUCACCCAACUCGAUCUCAGAGACAACCCUGUGACACUCGGAUUCUACGCACCUAUGCAGUUGCUGGUCCCUACGGAUCGUAAUGGAUAUGUUGACCCAUUCAUGCUGCCGGACGCAGAUGUCGAGCGGGACGCACUUUUUUCUAGUCGAUUGGAUGAAAUGACUAAACUACGACGACGACUACAUCAGAUUGUAUUUGCAGCAAGCUGCAAGAGGCUACGGAUGUUGGACGGGCUCGGCCUCGACCGAGAGACGGUUCUAGCUAAAGACGCCGUGUUUCAGACGCUGGUUGCCGAGGGCUUGUUGCCAGAUGAGACGCUCGUUGGCGAGGGUUCGUCGCCAUGCAAAGAGGCAACGGAGGGAAAUGAGACAAUGAGAAGCAGCCGUUGGAAUGCGGAGGAUAGCUUUGCUUAA
Messenger RNA from Fusarium graminearum PH-1, 5406 nucleotides. RefSeq lists its product as uncharacterized. Gene Ontology annotation, molecular function: protein binding. The transcript has a single exon. The record is from RefSeq and is a predicted model, not a curated record. NCBI's taxonomy places the organism in Eukaryota, Fungi, Ascomycota, Sordariomycetes, Hypocreales, Nectriaceae. Bases 1 to 5406 code for a protein of 1801 amino acids.